Molecule: messenger RNA, 1348 nt
Organism: Alosa sapidissima (American shad)
Lineage: Eukaryota; Metazoa; Chordata; Actinopteri; Clupeiformes; Clupeidae
Product: modulator of macroautophagy TMEM150B-like
Exons: 7
Coding region: 107-856 (249 amino acids)
Source: RefSeq, a predicted model, not a curated record
GUAUUAAACCUUUUUUUGUAAAAGUAGCCUACUUACAUAUUUUUUACAUAUUUGACCUAGGCUACUAAAAACUUAGUUUACAUCAGCAGUAACUUGGCGGGAUCGUAUGGGAUCACUGCAUUCUUGCAGAGGUCGUAGGCAAGAACAGGCUAGUCACCGAAUGUGGACAUGGGCACUGCUUCCUGUUCUCUUGGCAGUAGGAGGCAUCGUGGGAUCAUGGGCAGUAUAUGCCAUUUCAGUGUCAAACAACACCGUAAAUGUGACUGCCAAAUUCCCUUUCAUCAGUGAGUGUGCCAUCUAUCAGCCUGAGAGUGCUUUGUUCUGUCUCUUCUGCAUUGUGUGGACUUUACUCCUAAUCUGGGUGGUGGUGAUCCGGUAUCAGCAGAUACGUGAGCUGGGUAACCUGUGUCGCCGUGCCAACCUGGCGGCCUUGGUGCUCGGCUUCAUUGCUGCCUCCGGGGUCUCCAUCCUCGGCAGCUUCUCGUUGAAGGUAUCUCUGGGGGUGCAUCUCUUCGGGGCAUACCUGGCCUUCUUCGUGGGUCUGGCCUACUUCUGGGUGCAGCUGUGGCUAACGUAUAAGGCCGAGCCGUCUCAGGACCGCCGCUGUGUUGGCCCGUGGCGAGCCAGUCUCUGCAGCUUGUGCACCUUGUUUCUCAUUGGUAUGUUCGUCCUGAAACCUGCCGGCUUUAGGUCUCUGGCUGCCAUCAGUGAGUGGGCCAUGGUCAUGGUGUUCUUCAUCCUCUUCGGUUCCUUCGCUGUUGAGUUCCGUCACGUCCAUCAUUUCCAGGUAACCGUGCAGAAGCAGGAUGGGGCCAUGGCAAACAGUGAUGGUACCAACAGAAAUCUGAUGAUUUAGCGAUGACCACACCUUUUGUAUGGAGUCUCAUGUCUUAUUAUACUGACUACCACAGUAUUCCUGUAUAGGUCUUAUGUAGGUUUUACAUAGGUUUUGUUCAUUUAUUUAAUUUUUUAAAUAUAUUUUAGUUCUGGGAGCGACGUAGUUCACAACCCAAUACUGAAUGGGAACAGUUUUGUGGAAUGGUAUUUAUUUCAUAUUUAGCAGAAACCUUGAUCCCAAACGUUUACAUGGGAGUUAAAGGACAAAAGGGAAUUUGACAUGAGUAUAAUCAUUUUGGCCUGUCUGAAAAGAGUUUAGCAGCUAAUAACUAGUUGCUGGUUUGGGUAUAAUUGUUUAGGGGAAAAAAGUUCUGUUCUGUUGUGAGUUUGUGCCAUUACCUUUUGAGAAUUCCAUUUUAAUGCACAUUGAUGUUACACAAGUAUUUGCUGCACAUUUAAAUGUCACAUAUUAUAAAAGUAUAUGUUUUUUAUAAAAAAAAUAUCUUCUGGA